Peromyscus maniculatus bairdii (prairie deer mouse) is the source of this 4011-nucleotide messenger RNA. Lineage: Eukaryota; Metazoa; Chordata; Mammalia; Rodentia; Cricetidae. The record is from RefSeq and is a predicted model, not a curated record.
GUCAGUAACACCAAUCCCUUUCGGUUCUCCAGCACCAUCAUGGGCAUAACCAUUUUGCCUCUGAGACUCUUCCUUCCAAGAAGGACCAGGAGGAGGGUGUGACGGAGAAGCUCCAGAACGGGGACCUGGAUCACAUGAUUCCCCAGCACUGCAACAGUGACCUGGAUGGCAAGGCACCCGGCGUGGACGAGAAGGUCAUCGUAGGCUCGAUGUCUGUGCAGGACCUGCAGGCAUCCCAGAGUGCUUGCUACUGGCUCAAAGGGGUCCGAUACUCUGACAUUGGUACCCUGGCCUGGAUGAUCACCCUGAGCGACGGUCUCCACAAUUUCAUCGACGGCCUGGCUAUUGGCGCCUCCUUCACUGUGUCUGUUUUCCAAGGCAUCAGCACGUCGGUGGCCAUUCUCUGUGAGGAAUUCCCACACGAGCUGGGAGACUUCGUUAUCCUGCUCAACGCUGGCAUGAGCAUCCAGCAGGCUCUCUUCUUCAACUUCCUUUCUGCUUGCUGCUGCUAUGUGGGGCUGGCCUUUGGCAUCCUGGCUGGAAGUCAUUUCUCUGCCAACUGGAUUUUUGCACUGGCUGGAGGAAUGUUCUUGUAUAUUGCUCUGGCUGAUAUGUUCCCAGAGAUGAACGAGGUCUGUCAAGAGGAUGAGAGGAAGAACAGCUUCCUGGUCCCCUUUGUCAUCCAGAAUCUUGGCCUCCUGACCGGCUUCUCCAUCAUGCUGGUCCUCACAAUGUACUCAGGGCAGAUUCAGAUUGGGUAGGACCCCGCCCCCGGGGAGCCAGUGGCAUUUCGCAUCAGACUCUGGGCCUUACGUCCCCGGCCUGAGGACUCAGCAUCCAUGAAGCAUCAUGGAAGAGGCAGUUCUUUACACACUGGCACAGACUGCCUGCAUUCAGAUGUCAGCUGUUUCAAAAUAUCCUGUCCCAGGAAGAACCUGCCCCGGGAAUCUCUAGGUAGUGCCUCAAACCGUCUCCCCGACCCUUUCCAUGUGUGAUUCUGGAACUGAAAUGCCUCACGUAGGACACACCUCCCUUCUCCUUCUGGUCACCCUCGUCUAUCUCUUUCUCUCGGAGGAAGCACCGAGAGAUGUUGAAUCUUUUACAAUGUAAAGAUGAAGCCAAUGGUCAUGGUUUAGUUAGAAAUAUCAGGGUGGUUUCCAGCUUUGGGGGCCUGUGAUUCUGAAUGUGUGUACCCUGGAACUCAGGUCAGUCCAUCUUGACAUGGGUUCUCGAGUUUUUACAGAGAAAGGACAGAAGAUAAGAAUCCUGGUUUGUUUGUUUUUUUUUUCAGUCUGUUCAGUUAACUGAUCUCUGAAAGAGACUGGCAUUCUGAGCAGUUGAGGCAGGGGAUCACCUCGAGUGACAAGGAGGUAGAACUAGUGGUGGAUGUCCUGUCUCCUUGGUGCUCUCUGGUCCUCACUAGGAUGCUGGAUGCUGGUUGUAUGCAGCAUCUGUGUCACACAGGCAGCCAGGUGAGCCACUGUGAACAGUCUCCGGAGUGGCAAGAGGUCUGCACUAAAUCAAUCCACUUUGCCCUGAUUUUCACACACACACACACACACACACACACACACCCUCUUGGCUUCCUUUUCUAGAUACUUUUUAGAUGCCUCACUAGGAGCACAUUUAAGAUGUUUGCGGGGAAAUUGCACAAAUUAAUCUCCCCUGGUCUAGCCUUCUGCCUAGGUGAACCUGACGCAGAAUCGGCACACAGUUGUUUAUGCCUUAUUGUGACAAAGGUAUUCAGAAAUGGGGUCAGUGCUGGCCAGACUUAGGACUUGUUAAUUGCAGAAAAAAUAGUUGAAUACCAAGGAACUCUGGACCUUGAGGUCAGACCUUGAGGUCAGGGCUGCGGACGUCACUGCUGCCGGUGAGUUUUAAAGGGGCAACACUGUCUAGCUACCACCUCCUCCCUGGCCCCAGGCAACAGGAUUGAAGCCUGAAUUGAACUGAGUGUAACUUGCUUUCUUUGGCUCCGGAAAAACGGAUGGUUAUGCUUGACAUUUCACACCACAGGCCGGCCUCAGACACUGUGGAGCCCUCUCCUCAGAACUCUGGCUUCCAGGGGAGCUAAUCUCCAGGUUCACUAAGUGAAUUCAUAUAUUAUUAUCAUAUUGAUAACGCAGAUUCCUUAGCCACUUUGGGGAGCCAGUCUCUCCUGGAGCCUUUCUUAGUGGUGCCCACAGUCACAGCCCAGGGGCCAUUGUUUGCAUGGCUGACAGUACUGGUUCAUUGCCAACACCUGAGUCUUUCUGUUCUUACCCAGGAAAACUGUCCAUUAAAAACAGCAUAUAUAUACACACACACAUAUAUAUACACACAUACAUACAUACAUACAUACAUACAUAUAUACAUACACAUAUGUAUAUAUAUGAACACAUGUGUGUGCAUGUGUGAACACAUGUGUGUAUGUAUAUAUAUAUAUAUAUAUAUAUAUAUAUAUCCAUUCUUGGGGAAACAUGCUUGCAACCAGGAACCCUGACAACACACCUCGGGGACACAGAGAUUUGCUCAGUUUCUCUCCGGCACUUACCUCUCUUGCCUUGGGUGGGUUUGAGGAGAGGCAGGCGGAAGAGGAAACUUCAGCAAUCACGGUUCUAGAUUGAAUGUCAGGACCAAGUCCUGGAUUGGGGUCCAGUUUUACCAAAGAACCAAUUCCUUCCACGUUAGAAUCUAAUAGUUCAUGUCAUCGUCGUCGUCGUCGUCGUCGUCGUCGUCCUCACCAUUGUCACUGUUUGAAGAGUCUUUAUCUUUUCUGUUUUAUUUUUCCAACAACUGCAUAAGGAGCUAGCAGAGAUUGACACUCAAACUCUAAGACUGAGCACUGUGUGGUGCUCACCUGUAAUCUCAGCCCUCAGGAGGCAGAGUUGGUCGGAGGCUCAAGUUUUGCACCAACCUGGGCUUCAUAGAGAAUCAGUCGCAGGCCAGCCUGGGCUACAUAGUGAGCUCCUGUGUCAGCCAGACAAAAUGAAGAUUAAAAACAUAAAACUUAGUACUCUUUUAUGUGUGGGCUGAGGGUGUGGCUCGGUGGUAGAGCUUUUGCCUAGUGUGUGUGUGACACCCUGAAUUUCAUUCCCAGCACCACCACACACACCACCACCACCCCCCAAAAAAAGAUUGGAAGAUUCUGCUUAGUUCACGUUCUUGUGUACUAGAAUUUAAUUUUAGAGUCCCCUCUAGAUGCUAUUAUUCCUUAAAUCCCCUUCAUGCUGAAGGAGGACGGUGGCUUUAGAAGAGCUUAAGAAUAGUUUUAAACAUGAGAUAGGGUGCUUGCCAUGCACACUUCACAGGAACUCGAGAACUUUCUUGUGCAGACAGCUGCCUUUAAAGGGAAAUCCUGGAGCCUCAUUCUUCAGGGGUUGGGGUGGGGUGCUCCAGUCCAUCUGAUUAUCUGUGGCUGUUGGCAGCAGAUUUGCCCAGCGAGUUGAAAUUGUGGCCACUGAAUCUUUCUGACUGCCAAAUGUUGAACUUGCUGUUUUAAGCAUUUGUACAUAUUAGAAGUCCAAGGGGUGGUGGGUUGUUUAGCAGACUUUUCCCCCUCUGGCCUUAUUGCCUGUAGCUUCCUGCCCCCUGCUAACACUAGCAGGGAAAGUGCUUGUCACACAGAGGAGCCCUUAGCCAGGGACAGGGUCCUGUCACUUCGCACCUCAUCCCUGACCUCACCUUUUGUCACCCACCCCUUACCCCCAAUAUUUAGUGUCUGGUGUCUGGUGUCAGCAGGGGAGCGUUCUUCAGUAACCCUUCACCCUGGGUUUUAAACGAGUUCUCUGUUUGGGUCGCCUAGGAUCCAGCUUUAGUGAACCCUCUUCCAAAGAGAUGCAGAUAAGCUGGGUGAUUUUUUGCAAAAAGAAAGAGGAUUUUAUUCAUAGUUCCCUUUACAGUUCCAUCACAGUAUUUUUUAAAAUAACUCAGGUGUUAUGAGAAGAAUUAGAAAAUAAAAUAACUUAUGUCAUGUGGACUGUAAGUGUUUUAUUUGUAAGAUUCUAUAAAUAAAGCUAUAUUCUAUAAGAA